UGAAAACUUGCUCACAUUCAAUGUGAUCAAAUUUUACGAAAUUUCGAGCAUCGAAAUUUUGAAACUAAUUAUUAUUUUUUAAAUUUAAAUGAUGAAGCCAAAUGAAGAAUCUAAUCAAAAAGAUAGCUCAAAAAUGAUACAAAUUAUUGAAGGUUGUCGGAUGCCCGUUAAAAUGAAAUAUUCCGAUGAUUGGCAUUUGGGAGAAAUUCUUAGUAUCAAAAAUCGUGAUGAAGAACAACUAUUUUACAUACAUUAUAGCGAUUGCAAUAAACGUCUUGAUGAAUGGGUAAGUCAAGAUCGUUUGGAUUUGAAACAAAUACAAUAUCCCAAAAGAGAAACAAAGGGAUCGAUAAAAAAUGGAUCUAGACAAUCAUCACCGGAUCGGGAAACAUCCAUGAUAAUCGAUCAUGAUGAUGAUCUCAACAAAAAAAUACAUUAUAAAAAACGCAAACUAGACAUCACCGCUCCUAGUACCGACGAUCAAGAUUCUCAAGAAUCGGCCAUAAAUUUGCCGCACGGGGCUAGUGGUGCUGUAAUUGCUCCCAGCACUAGUGGAAGUCUGUCGUUGAACAAUCAUGAUGACAUUAUAACUCGAAUCAAGAAUAUUGAAAUGCUAGAAUUAGGUAAACAUCGAAUCAAACCAUGGUAUUUUUCUCCAUAUCCAAUCGAAUUAGUAUCCGAACCAUGUAUUUAUCUUUGCGAGUUUUGUUUAAGAUAUUGCAAAAGCAGAACUUGUCUCAAACGUCAUAUACAGAAAUGUGAUCUCAAACAUCCUCCCGGAAACGAAAUUUAUCGGAAAAAUUCGCUUUCAUUCUUCGAAAUUGAUGGCAGAAAGAACAAAAAUUAUGCUCAAAACUUGUGCUUAUUGGCCAAGUGUUUUUUGGAUCACAAAACCUUGUAUUAUGAUACCGAUCCAUUUUUGUUUUAUGUUCUCACCGAAAAUGAUAAUCGUGGAUUCCAUAUUGUUGGAUAUUUUUCCAAAGAAAAAGAAUCUUCUGAAGAUUACAAUGUUGCAUGUAUUUUAACAUUGCCACCAUAUCAACGUAAAGGAUAUGGAAAAUUAUUAAUUGAAUUCAGUUAUGAAUUAUCGAAAUUCGAAGGAAAGACUGGAAGUCCAGAAAAACCUCUUAGCGAUUUAGGCUUAUUAUCUUAUCGAUCAUAUUGGAAAGAAACCAUUCUGAACAUAUUGACUAACCUUAAGCCAGGUGAAAAUAAUGAAAAACCACAAAUUACGAUACAAGAUCUUUCUGAACAGACAAGCAUAAAAAAAGAUGACAUCAUUUCAACAUUAGUUAAUAAUCUAAAUUUAAUUCAGUAUUACAAAGGUCAGUAUAUUAUUACAUUGACGAAAGAUAUACUAAAACAACAGCAACGAAUCUAUGAGAAACGAAAAAUUCGUAUCGAUCCAAAAUGCCUUAAUUGGUCGGUAAAAGAUUGGUCCAAACGCGGAAAAUGGUGAACGAUUUAUAUAUUUCAUUCGUACAUUUUUUGUAAACAUAGUUCCUUCUCCCUUAGAGUUUUUUUUUUAACGAAUCCCAAUAAAAUUUAAAUCUGUAAACUUUUU
Molecule: messenger RNA, 1564 nt
Organism: Dermatophagoides farinae (American house dust mite)
Lineage: Eukaryota; Metazoa; Arthropoda; Arachnida; Sarcoptiformes; Pyroglyphidae
Gene: Tip60
Product: Histone acetyltransferase Tip60
Biological process (GO): regulation of DNA-templated transcription; double-strand break repair via homologous recombination
Cellular component (GO): NuA4 histone acetyltransferase complex
Molecular function (GO): histone H4K16 acetyltransferase activity
Source: RefSeq, a predicted model, not a curated record